CGCGCGUUGGCUGUGCGCCAGCAAUGGCGGGCGCGGUUUCGAUGUGGCUUGUGCUGGGGCUGCUGCUUGGGUCUGCGCUCCUCGCGGUUCUCGGAGAGUGCCCCAGCCGCUACUGCAGGGCACAGCCAGGGCACCGCGCCCAGGUGGGCCCCGGAGCCGCCGAACCCUGGCGGCGACCGGCGCCGAAGGAGCAGCGCGAGCGGGCCCGGGCGCUGCCGUGGGGGACGCUGUACACCGCGGGCGUCGUGGCCUUUGUGCUCUACAAGUGUUUGCAGGGCAAAGAUGAGAUUGCAGAUCUCCAAGAAGAGAAAGGCAAGGAGGAAUCACUGCAGUCAGAGCAACAGCUGGCCCACUUGACACAACAGCUGGCUCAGACCGAGCAGCACCUGAACAACCUGAUGGCCCAGUUGGACCCCCUUUUUGAGCAUGUGACUGCUCUGGUUGGAACCCAGCGGGAGCUUUUAGAGAAGAAACUACAGACUAUUCACCAGCUUCUCCAAGACUGCACUCCAGAAAAGGGUGUGGAAGCUCCAGAGUCAGAGGCUGGCAUACCCUUUCCUGAGGAUUUACGUUUAGAGGAGAAAGAGGCUGGUGACAGUCAGGCCUGGAAGGAGCCUGUAAACUGGAGCACAGAGACGUGGAACCUUGCUACUUCCCGGCAAGUGGAACAGGGACUAAGGAGAAGAUUCAGCAAGCCUGUGACAGAGGGUCUCAGGCACAGCCCCAUCCAGGAAGAAAGGACAACUCCAGAAGGCCUAGUAAAACCAAGUCUAUUCUUGUGACUGGCUUCUCCUGUGUACUUUUCCCUUGCAGCUGAUGAUGCGUACACCCAUGCCACAUGACUAAGGACAGCCAGGCCUCCUUGAAAAGCUUUCCUUUUUAGGACAAAAGAGGCUGCCUUCCAGAGUGAGAGCAGAGCAGCGGGAGCUCCAGUCCUUUUCCUUGUAUUACUGAGGUCGCCAGCCUUUACAACCCAGAAACCCUUUUUCUCAUAGCUGAGACAGUUAAAAACAAAAACAAAAAACUUUAUUAAAAUCCAGUGGAAAAUAAAUUAUACCACCACAUAAAAAUUCA
Molecule: messenger RNA, 1074 nt
Organism: Chinchilla lanigera (long-tailed chinchilla)
Lineage: Eukaryota; Metazoa; Chordata; Mammalia; Rodentia; Chinchillidae
Gene: Ccdc107
Product: coiled-coil domain containing 107
Exons: 6
Coding region: 24-782 (252 amino acids)
Source: RefSeq, a predicted model, not a curated record